ACAUGUGAUCAACAGACAAAAGCACUCUGGCCUCGUCUACAAGGAACGAUGCACACAAUGGCCAAUAUGUUUUCGUACAUUACACUUCUGUUGUGCGCCAUAGCCAUCAGUGAGGCUUGUAAAUGUGCAGUACCACAUCCACAGACUCAAUUUUGUAAUGCAGACUUUGCAAUUCGUGCCAGAGUUUUGAGGGAGUCACGAGAAAACGGCAAUAAAAUUUACUCGCUCCGAGUUCUACGAACCUUUAAAGGUAAUUCAACAAUCGACCGCAUGGCGAGGACUCAAGGCAAGGGGAAGAACACGAAAAGGGUGAUUGACGUCGCAACAGAGAGCGAAACCGCUGCCUGUGGCGUACUACUCGACAUUUCGAAGGUCUACCUACUUCUCGGUGACGUAGAGACACGUACAGACAGGCAGUUGUUAACAAUCAACAACUGUCAAUGGCAUGCUUUGUGGCAAAACAUCUCUGUGCAACAACGCCGCGGGCUCAAGAGGGUUUAUGGGCCGAACUGCCGAUGUAAAAUUGAAAAGUUCUGUUUUAAGAGUCCUCCGAGCUUAUGCGACGAUAUGAUUGGUGGAUGCGACAAGCCCGCUGCUGGCAGUCGCGUGACCUAUUGCCGAAGGAAGCAUUCUUAUUGCAGUAAGACUGGUGACAAGUGUAGGUGGAUCCUUUCAAGAAAGGCUGCUUUCAAAAAAUGCUUGCAAUAGAGAAGAGUCUAUGCCUCUACAUGACCAGAUAAAGUCUUUUUUCAAUACUUCGAAGUCGAUUGCUACCGACAUUUUAGCGUAGAACGGAUGUUCAUCGACUGAUCUUAACCCUUAAAAUGUGAUUCAUGUAAUCCCUUCCUUUAGCUGAUAUGUAUUCCGUGGUAAAUUAGUUAUGUAUUUGGAAAAAUAAGGAAAUAAAAUGUGCCUAUUCAGAAA
Pocillopora verrucosa is the source of this 924-nucleotide messenger RNA. The record is from RefSeq and is a predicted model, not a curated record. NCBI's taxonomy places the organism in Eukaryota, Metazoa, Cnidaria, Anthozoa, Scleractinia, Pocilloporidae.